Sporisorium graminicola is the source of this 5325-nucleotide messenger RNA. RefSeq lists its product as uncharacterized. Lineage: Eukaryota; Fungi; Basidiomycota; Ustilaginomycetes; Ustilaginales; Ustilaginaceae. Gene Ontology annotation, molecular function: D-type glycerophospholipase activity; phosphatidylinositol binding. Gene Ontology annotation, biological process: cell motility; phosphatidic acid biosynthetic process; intracellular signal transduction. The transcript has a single exon. The coding region runs from base 1 to 5325 and encodes 1774 amino acids. The record is from RefSeq and is a predicted model, not a curated record.
AUGUCGUCGGGCACUUCGUUCGCUGAUCUCGCCCAUCAGGCUUGGGACGCGGCUGCGCAAGCGACCGGUCUCUCUUCGGUGGGGGAACAUGUCGCCGGUGGUGACGAGUCACAGGAGCAGACUUCCGAUACUGGCAAAGUUGGUCAGGAAGCAAGCGCGCAGGGUGCUUCGCAUGCAGAGGAACCAUACCGAGGAGCUCCAGGAAACCAUCCGAACGACCCUGCUGCUCGCAUCAACCGUCCAGACGCAGUCAAUGGUCACUUUGACCCCACCCGCAAAGCGCAGGCAAACGGCUCUCGCGAUGCGCAAGAGGAGGACCAUGACGCUUCUCCCGUCAUCAAGCAUCCGCACGCCGGGAGUCAUGGAGACGACAUGGGUCAGUCCAUGAUCGAGCGCGCGCUCGGCGAUGACGGCCUCACUGCACAACGACAGGGCACCAUCUACGACAAGCAGCUCGAAAAUGAAAUGGACGGCUCCUACAAGAAGACCCAAAUAGAAACAAAACCUGAGACUGCAGCAGCGGAACUUGGCCAGCCGGUUCACUCGGAACGCAACAGGUCUCAAGAUGGUCACAAGCCUGAGCCCGACGAGGAUGCGCAUCAGCCUCACGCUGCCAACCGCGGUCCUUCUUGGGCCUCGCGUCCUGACGACAAGCAACGCGCCAAAAUUGCAAAGAUGAAGGAAGAACAAGCCAACGGCACUUGGAAGCGUCGAUUCUCCAGCUUCAACGCCUCCUCUACCGACGCACCUUCCACACCCUCAGCCAAGACGCCGGACGAAAAGGAGAAGAGCGGCAGCCGUCUCAACGGCAUGUUUGAAACCAACUCGUCUGCACGCCCCACUCUGAACAUCUUUGGCUCCAGCAGUCGCCACGGUGUCAAUGCUGAUGCCUCUGCCAGUGCUGACAGCAAACACAAGCAGAAUGGACACGCCGAUUCCACCAGACCCGAAGCCUCACGCACGACGAGCCGCUGGGCAGAAAACUCCAACAAGAUGCGCAACGCUUUCGAGCCACCCACUCCCUCCGCCGAGGCUGGCCCUGACGGUAGAAACAACCAGCAGCAAAACGGCAACGGCGACAUCCCCACACCAGAACUCGCUCCUGACGACCAGAAGCUGCGUGCUAUCACUAAAAUCAUGCUCGGCUCGGGCAAGGGUAAGGACAAGGAAGAACCCGCAUCCCCCGACGCCACUUCGCCUUCUGGUCUCGGCGGCGGUCAUCAAGCCCAAACCAGGUGGGCGCAGCUCAAGGCAAAGGUGCGAGACUCUCAAAAAGCCAAACGAGAACAGCAAAAAUCGAGUGCUGUCAACCUCGACCUCGCCAAGGAACUUCAGACCGGCAUCCUACCCGUCUUCCUCCUCAAGAUGGCUGUCGAGCGCGACGAGGCCAAGCGUCGUCGCAUUCCUGUCCUGCUCAACCACUUGCGUCUUCGCGUCACCGACAGUGUCAAUCCCAUGCACAAUACACACGCCGUCUUCCGCAUCGAGCUCGAAUACGGAGAUGGACUCGUCAAAUGGGUCAUCUACCGCGAGCUCCGUGACUUUAUCAACCUACACGCCCACUAUCGAGCCGCAGCACUCCGAGGCUACCUCGGCAGGUCCAUCGGCGGCAACUCGACUGAAGGCGAUGUCGGCUUGCCCAGCUUCCCCAAGAUGAGUCUGCCUUACUUCAAUCAGCUGCAGAGGCAGGGCAAGACCUCGCGUGCCGAUUUUGCGAGAGCACAGAGAGACGCGCUAGAGAACUACAUCGUCGAGCUCAUCCGCCGCACCAUGUUCCGUGCCGAAGCCAAUCGACUCUGCAAGUUCUUUGAGAUCUCGGCUCUGUCCGUCUCGCUUGCCAGCCGCGGCGGACAUCAAGGUAAGCAGGGCUAUCUGCGCAUUCUUUCACGUUCCUCGCGCAAGAAAGACCAGAAGAGCAUGCUGACGCCCGCGCGCUGGGCCAAGGCAUACGAGCCCAAGUGGUUCAUCGUUCGCGAGAGCUUUAUCGCCAUCGUCGACGAGCCGGACAGCCUUCAGCUCUACGAUGUUUUCCUCAUGGACAAUGAGUUCAAGGUCGAGAGACCAAAGCGUCUGUAUAAGCAGACUAUGCACAUCGCACACGGCUUUACGCACAGUGACGAGAAGAAAGCGGCGGAAAUCGAGAGCUCUGAACAGCCCGAUGCUUCGAAUGGCGCUGGCAACAAAGAUGCUUCUUAUGACCAGACCGCCCUCCUGACAGGUGGGCAUUUCAAAAGCGUCGACCCGAACAAACGAGAAGAGGCGCACAACGAGGAAAGACACGCCAGCAGCCACACCUUCUAUAUUCGCAACUCGGAGAGGAAGCUCAAACUUGUCGCCAAGAACGAGCGCAUCAUGGAACAAUUUGUCGCCUCGAUGCAAAAGAUGGCCGCCGGCAACAUCUUUGGUGGCACCAACCGCUUUGAGAGCUUUGCGCCCAUCCGUCUCAACGUGUCGGCGCAGUGGCUCGCAGAUGGACGCGACUACUACUGGAAUCUCAGCAAGGCGCUCAUGAUGGCCAAAGAUCGUGUGUUUAUCCACGACUGGUGGCUCAGUCCCGAGCUCUACCUGCGCAGGCCCGGCCAUCCGAAGUGGAGACUUGACAACAUUCUCAAGAAGAAGGCCGAGGAAGGCGUCAAGAUCUUUGUCAUCAUCUACAACGAAGUCUCGAACAACUUUACGCCCACUGACUCCAACUACACCAAGCAACGCCUCAUCGGUCUGCAUCGCAACAUCUUUGUCCAGCGUUCGCCCAGUCAUUUCCAAACGGGCACCUUCUACUGGGCGCACCACGAGAAGCUUUGUGUCAUCGACGAGACCAUCGCUUUCAUGGGCGGACUCGAUCUGUGCUUUGGACGAUUCGAUACUCCGGCCCAUGUGCUCGUCGACGAUGCGCUCUACCACAAGAGGGAAGGAGAGACUGAGGCUGAUCACGGGCUUUCGAGCAAGCCUGAGUUCCUAGGUCUCGUUAAGGAUGGCCGAGAAGCGCACAUCUGGCCAGGACAGGACUAUGCCAACGAGCGAGUCAUGGAGUGGCAUAAUCUCACCAAGCCAGCCGAAGACUUGUUCGCGCGUGACAAGUUUCCCAGGAUGCCUUGGCACGACAUUGGCCUCCAGCUGGUAGGACAGCCAGCUCGUGAUCUGUGCCGCCACUUUAUCCAGCGCUGGAACUACCUGCUUCGCAUUAAGAACCAUACGCGACAGAUGCCCUUCUUGGUACCUCCUCCCGACUUCACGGCAGAAGAGUUGCAAAAGUAUGGUCUCACAGGAACGUGCGAAGUCCAGGUCUGUCGAUCGGCGGGUCCUUGGAGCUUGGGCACUCCUAACAAGGUGGAGCAUUCGAUCCAGAACGCCUACCUCAAGUCCAUCCAGAUGAGCGACCACUUUGUCUACAUCGAAAACCAGUUUUUCGUCACCUCCACCGUCAUGGAAGGCAACAAAAUCGAGAACAAGAUCGGCGAGGCGCUCGUCAGCCGCAUCAUCCGGGCUCACCGGGAAGGCACGCCCUGGCGAGCGAUUGUCGUCAUCCCUCUGAUCCCAGGCUUCCCCAUGCCCAUCGAUCAUCCCGAUGCGUCGUCGGUGCGACUGAUUGUCGAUUUGCAAAACCGAUCCAUCGCGCGAGGUGAGCACUCGAUCUUUGGUAAGCUGCGCCGCGAGGGCAUCGAUCCAGAACAGUACAUCAGCUUCUUUUCGCUGCGCACGUGGGGCAAGCUGCGCGGCGGCCAGCUGACUACGGAGCAGAUCUACUUGCACGACAAGAUCAUGAUUGUCGACGACCGAUUGGUGAUUAUUGGCUCUGCCAAUAUCAACGAGCGCAGUCAGCGCGGUGAUCGCGACUCGGAGCUGGCUUCCGUCGUCCGCGACCACGAUAUGAUCGACAGCUACAUGGGCGGCAAGCCAUACAAGGUGGGUCGUUUUGCGCAUACACUGCGAUUGCGACUCAUGCGAGAGCAUCUCGGCGUCGAUGUGGACGAGCUCGAGGCGAACGAGCGAAAGGCGAACGGUGCCCAUGGCUCGAUGAAUGGCCACGAGGGCUCGGCGGAUGAAGCGUCUGUGUCUUCGGACGGCGAGUACGAGCCGGCGGAUACGGACGAUGAGUGGGACCCGGACCAGGAGCAAAGUCAUGGCGGACUCAAGAGGCACGGCGACACGGUGUCUUCGCCGUCGGAACUUGUCGAUGUGCCCACCAACAAGGACGUUCUGAAGAAGAAAGCGUCCGCCCUGGCCAAUCGAGGCAGCGGCACAACGUCGACGAUGCGCCGUCAAAUCAAAGAGACGCUUACGCUUGGGAAGGAGAAGAUGGAGCCCGAAGGCGCAUCGGACCCGGUCUCGUCGGACGCUGCCAACCACAACGAGAGGUACCAAGCUGCACGCAACGAGCGAGUCGACAUGGCGCUCCGAGGCGAGGAGACACAGAAAGUGGUUGAUGGUCACUACGACAACACGAUGGAGCCAACGUUGGAGGAGAAGCUGCUGGUGGAGGACGGACCUGCUGUCAACGGCAAGUCGAGUCACUCGUCGCAUGGGCAGCACCGUUCUUCUGUUGAUCAUCGUCAGCUGUUGGGCUCGCUCAGCUCGUCGAGCCUUGGCCCAGAGAGGGAGACGGACAUGCUACGACGCUCGCGACACCGAGGACGUUUCCUGAGUGAUGGGUCCGGACUGGAUGAUGCGCGUCGCAAGGUAGCAGCACGCAUGUCGAACGAUCUGUGGAACUUGCCGGCCAAUUCGCUGGAGAUCGACCCGAUGCGCUUCCAGGACCCGAUUGACGACUCGUUCUAUGUCGACUACUGGCUCACCUGCGCCGUGUCCAACACACAGAUCUUCCGCAAGGUGUUCAAGUGUGUGCCAGACGACACGGUGACGACGUGGGCCGAGUACAAGGCGUUUGGAGCGUGGUCGGAUCGGUUGGCGCGCUCGGGCAAGUUCGGAGCGAAAGAGUCGAAAACGGAACGCGAUGCUCAGGCGCACAGCGCUCCUGGUGCCAGCGUGGGUGGGCCGGUGGGGCAGGUCAGCACACGCGGUUCGAUGUCGGAUGCCAAACAGGACGAUGCGUCGCAAGUGCCGUCGACGCUGAAAGACGCGCCCUCUCCCUCGCAGAAUGGCACGGCUUCCGGUGGGAGCGGCACGGGCACGCACAAGGACAAGGACAAGAAGGAGAAGGAAGUGGAGGGCUUCUCCAACCAGGAGCUGGAGCAGAUGGAGGCGCUGCUGGAAGAGUGCAGGGGCUCGUUGGUGUUGCAUCCGACGAGGUUUUUGGAGGCAGAGGACCAUUCGAACAACUUUUUGUUUGCCAUGGACCGCAUCAACCCUCUGCUCAUCUACGAUUGA